GGCGCUUAUCGCUCUGUUCCACCAUCAGUCCAAAGAAGCUGAGUACAGAAGAACAUCGCAUCACGUCUUGGUUGAAGAUUUAGCGAUGAAAAAGAUGCAAACACCAAAAUAAGAUGCGCGCACCAGAAGAUGGCAUUCUGGCGCGUCUGUCUGCAUGCACAAUGAGCUCAGUGCCUGUGUGGUGAGGACAUCAUAGCACCAGUGAAGAUGUUCUGCGCCAGGCUGAAGGAGCUGAAGAUAACCGGAGAGUGUCCUUUCUCCAAAAGCGACCAGCAUCAAGAGCAGGAGAAGGAAGAAGAACAGCAGCGUGGAGAUGCCGGGGAGAGCUCGGCAGCGCGCGGCAGGAGGAACGCGCACGAACCCGCACAGAGGAGCACCAGAGCCAAAGUGAACCUGCAUACCCUCGGAGAGAGCAUUCGCAAACUGGCGUGUCCCCAGUUCCAGAGGCUGCACGCUGCCCUCCAAAGUAUGAUGAAACAAAGAGAAUCGGAAAGCAUUGCAGUUUGUUGCACAGACUGCAGAGAAGAACCGGAACAUUUAAUGAAGAUGAUGAACACUUACUCAACCAAAACAGCCAUUCCGAUUGAAGCCUUGAGAGUGUCCCUCGGCGAGGAGCUCUUCCAAAUGUGCUACGAGGAGGACGGUCACAUUUUACGGGUGGUGGGGGGCGCGCUUCACGACUUCCUCAACAGCUUCAACGUGCUCCUGAAGCAAAGCAGCGCGCCCCGACUUGAUGGAGGGGAUUGUUUAAAUCAAGCAUCCGUGCUGUGCAUAGACAAAGAUCCGGGUCUGCUUACUGUCUACUUCUUCAACCCUCACCCCACUACCGAGCUCUUCUUCCCUGGGGUCAUCAAGGCAGCCGCCCGUUUGCUCUAUCACACCACCGUGGAUGUGCUGAUGGACCCGCCCAGCACCAAAGACAGCAUCCUUCAAUCCAACCCGCAGCACAGUCUUCUAUACACCGUGGUGGUCAAGGGGGAUAAAAACCUGAGCCCCAGUCCUCUGCGGGCGAGCUCAGCUGGGACCCUUCCUACCUCUCUGUUUUCCACUAUCUUCCCCUUCCAUCUUAUCCUGGACCAAGACCUGGUUCUGGUUCAAAUCGGACACGGGCUCAGGAAGAGACUGAGCAGGAAGGACAGUCUCAGGCGGGCUUUGACUUUCCAAGAACACUUCUCCAUCGUGUGCCCUCAAAUCAAAUGUACCUUUCAAGGCAUCCUGACCAUGCUCAACACCCAGUUUGUCCUUCGGAUCAAGCAAGGGGUCUCCGGAACGGACAACACAGUAAAGCUCAUGGACCUCAAGGGCCAAAUGAUCUACGUUUCCGAGUCCAACGUGAUCUUGUUCCUGGGUUCGCCGUGUGUGGAUAAGCUGGAGGAGCUAACGGGGCGCGGGCUCUACCUGUCCGACAUCCCCAUUCACAACGCACUACGUGACGUGGUUCUGGUCGGAGAGCAAGCCAAAGCGCAGGACGGCUUGAAGAAACGUCUCGGGAAAGCCAAAGCGGCAUUGGAGCAGGCCCACCGGGCGCUUGAGGAAGAGAAGAAAAAGACAGUGGACCUUCUUUUCUCCAUCUUUCCUGGUACCGUAGCUCAGCAAUUGUGGCAAGGCCAGACGGUCCAAGCUAAGAAUUUCGAGCGGGUCACCCUGCUGUUUUCCGACUUGGUGGGCUUCACGGCUGUUUGCUCGCUGUGCACGCCGAUGCAAGUGAUCACCAUGCUCAACGAGCUAUACACCAGGUUCGACCAUCAUUGUGGGGAGCUUGAUGUUUACAAGGUGGAGACCAUUGGGGAUGCUUAUUGUGUUGCUGGUGGCCUACAUAAGGAGAGUGACAACCAUGCGGCCCAGAUUGCAUUGAUGGCCUUAAAGAUGAUGGAGCUUUCUGAUGAAGUCAAGACUCCAACUGGAGAACCAAUACAGAUGCGUAUCGGGCUGCACACCGGAUCAGUGCUGGCCGGUGUAGUCGGAGUAAAAAUGCCACGUUAUUGUCUUUUUGGAAAUAACGUCACCCUGGCCAACAAGUUUGAAUCGUGCAGCCAACCUCGCAAAAUCAACAUCAGUCCGACGACGCACAGAUUGCUGAAGGAGCGUCCAGAGUUUGUUUUCAUUCCCAGGAGCAGGCAGGAGCUUCCGGCCAACUUCCCAGAGGACAUUCCUGGUGUUUGUUACUUUUUAGAGGCUUCCUUCAAAACUUCACAAGUGACUCGGAAAUGAAGUCCAGCUGCUGCAGAGAAGCUCCUGAAGCUCCACCUCAGCGCUUCUAUAUUAGAGUUGUCCAGAUAUUGAUGUCGCUAAGUGUUUGUCUCGCUUGCGGUCAUUUCAAAAUGCAGCUGAUGGCUGAUUCCCACAAAUGAUUGACGGUCCCACCGAGUACGUACAUCACAGUUCCCAUUUGAGAGUUAUAAAUCUACCCCAACCAUCAAUUCACCCCCAACUUCACAGAGACUAUUUUAAAUAUUAUACACUGUGGAAUUCUCAAUGUUGGACAUCAUCUGCGCCGUGACCGUGACACUGGUUUACUUCCAAGUUGUUGUCAUUGAAAAACAAAUUUUCCCAUGGUGAAUAAUGUCAAGUCAACUCAUUCCAGGUUCACACUGUUGACACCAUAAAAUUGUUAUUUACUGUAUUACGCAGGCAAUUUUUUAAUGAACAUCAAAGUUAACCAUUGACACAUAAAACUCAAACUUAUGGAGUGUAACAUCACACGUGAUAUUUGCAACUAUAGGUUUUGGUUAACUUUCAAGGAAUAGAUUGUUUUUCAGUGUGUGUGUGUAAUCUAGUUUAAAUUGUACCAAUUUUUGGCAUUUCAAUUUAAGAGGUUCCACAUUACAAGCAAUGUUGUGUAAAGGUCAUAGUAGCAAUUUCACGCAACCCCAACAAUGCAAUAAGUAGCUUGAUAUUGCUAGAUGAUCCUAUUAUCCAUCUGUACAAACACUCACUGCAGGAUUAAUCCGUUCUAAAACUGUUAAUAAUUAUUCAAACCCAAAUUUAAGGCACUUUUAUUCUUAUUAUUAUUAUUACUUAAAUAUUUCAAUAUACAAAUGAAUGCUGCCAAAUAGGAUCAGUGACAUCGCUUGAUAACAUAGAUUCCAAAUGCUUUUUGGGUUAGAAUGAUCAAAUAUUUUGUUAGGAUGGGAAAGAAAUUCUAUAGAUAUUUUUCCAGUGAAUAUGUAAGCGACAUUUUCCCCCUUUUGUAAUUUUCUGUCUUCCUGCUUGCACCAUGAACCGGGCAGGAAAAUUAAAAAAGAACACUAAACUGCAAAUCUGCAAAGAAAGAUUUUUACAGGUUUCAAGUUUCACAGAGCAGACUUAGGUGCCUUAUGAAAGCAGGAUAGCACAUUUUGUUGUUAAUAAAGUGGAUCACUUUUGUUUCUUCCAAUAUGAAUGCAAGCCACAGAUUCUUCCAUCAAAGUAUAUAUUUGAAAUACAUUCAUUAUACAUUCCAGUACUGCAGUUUCCUAGUAAAGUAUUUUUACUGUUUUCACUGUACACAUGUUUAUACUCUAUUUAUUACAUUGUUUCAUAGCACAAAGAGCAUACAAAAACAAAAAUACAAUGAAUGUCCUUCGAUCACUCAUAAGGAUGUGCUUUAAUUGUUACUGUAGUGCAAACAAGAGUGCAAUAAAUAUAAGAUCAAAUGAA
This is a messenger RNA of Syngnathus acus (greater pipefish), 3639 nucleotides long. It is a transcript of the gene gucy1a1, whose product is annotated as guanylate cyclase 1 soluble subunit alpha 1. Gene Ontology annotation, cellular component: guanylate cyclase complex, soluble. The transcript has 8 exons. Lineage: Eukaryota; Metazoa; Chordata; Actinopteri; Syngnathiformes; Syngnathidae. Bases 208 to 2211 code for a protein of 667 amino acids. Gene Ontology annotation, molecular function: heme binding; guanylate cyclase activity. Gene Ontology annotation, biological process: cGMP biosynthetic process; response to oxygen levels. The record is from RefSeq and is a predicted model, not a curated record.